UGAGUUCUCAAGUAUUUAUUUGAAAAGAAAUCAACACAGUUUUGCCUGCUGGACUCUUCAUGUCGAGCAGAGACAAGGCACUGGCGUAAAGCGCGUUCAACAUGUCGGUCGACAUAAGACUAGCGAGUUCGCGUGGGAAAGGGGCAGACUUGUACCAUGGGGAGGACCCAGGAAACAUUGUCACGCCUGGAGAUGUUAUCACAGCGGACACAGGGUUUAUGAGAGGUCAUGGCACAUACAUGGAGGAGGACUGCCUGCAUGCCUCUGUGGCCGGCACGGUAGAGAGAGUCAACAAGCUGGUGUCUGUGCGUCCCCCUAAGACCAGGUACAACGGUGAGAUCGGUGAUGUUGUGAUUGGUCGGGUCAUUGAGCUGGCGUUGCGGAGGUGGCGGGUGGAGACUCACUCACGCAUGGAUUCGGUGCUCAUGUUGUCCUCGGUGAAUCUACCGGGUGGAGAGCUGCGUCGGCGAUCAGAGGAGGACGAGAAGAUGAUGCGGAGUUACCUCAAGGAGGGGGACCUGAUCAGUGCUGAGGUUCAGAACGUGAUGUCUGACGGAUGUCUCUCCCUGCACACCCGCAGUUUGAAAUACGGCAAGCUGGGCCAGGGAACGUUGGUGCAGGUUUCGCCGUCGCUGGUGCUGCGGAGGAAGACCCACUUCCACAACCUGCCUGUGGGCGCGUCCAUCAUCCUGGGCAACAACGGGUUCAUCUGGCUCAGCCCCACCCAGGACGAGCAGGACGGGGACACGGGCGGCUACCAGACAAACCUGCAGCCUGUCUCCCACAGUGAUCGUGAGGUGAUUGCUCGUCUCAGAAAUUGUGUUCUGGCGCUGGCUGACCGGCAGAUGCUUCUUUUUGACACCAGCAUCCUGCAUGCGUAUGAGGCUUCCAUGAAACACACGGUGAAGGAGCUGCUGAAGCCCGAGGUCAUCGCAGAUGUGGUGGACCUGGUUCGUCAGCGCAUGGAGUUAGAGGGCAGUUGAGCCAGUUCUGGGAGUGUGUGCUUGUCAGUGUUGAUGUGUGUUUGUAUCUGAUUGUAGGUGUGCAUGUGACUGGUUGUAAGUAUGUGUUUGAGUGAAAGUGUGUCGGUGUGUGCGUGUUAAAUUGAACAUUAUGAAUGGUAAUUUUGUACAUGUAUGCGCAUGUGGUGAUGGCUGGAGAUGUCUGAAAAAGUAUCUCACUUUGUAAUUCCAUGCGUGUUGUUGGUUAGAGGCGAGGGAGACUGAAGCUUGUUAAAAGAAGACAGCAGCCUUUUCAUGAACUCUUGUUUAUAUUCAUCUACAUUAAAUAAAGUUGUCUUAUGAACAUU
Molecule: messenger RNA, 1309 nt
Organism: Aplysia californica (California sea hare)
Lineage: Eukaryota; Metazoa; Mollusca; Gastropoda; Aplysiida; Aplysiidae
Product: exosome complex component RRP4
Exons: 9
Coding region: 102-983 (293 amino acids)
Biological process (GO): poly(A)-dependent snoRNA 3'-end processing; exonucleolytic trimming to generate mature 3'-end of 5.8S rRNA from tricistronic rRNA transcript (SSU-rRNA, 5.8S rRNA, LSU-rRNA); CUT catabolic process
Cellular component (GO): nuclear exosome (RNase complex); cytoplasmic exosome (RNase complex)
Molecular function (GO): RNA binding
Source: RefSeq, a predicted model, not a curated record